This is a messenger RNA of Harmonia axyridis, 637 nucleotides long. RefSeq lists its product as uncharacterized. NCBI's taxonomy places the organism in Eukaryota, Metazoa, Arthropoda, Insecta, Coleoptera, Coccinellidae. The transcript has 2 exons. The coding region runs from base 104 to 604 and encodes 166 amino acids. The record is from RefSeq and is a predicted model, not a curated record.
UCGCGUAAAUACCGUAUCUACACAUAGGAGCACGAACUACAUCGCUGAUCCAUACAGAAACGCAUUGGAUGUAAACUAAUAUCCACGAUUGUGUACUAGCUAUAUGAAGCAGCUUGCAGCUAUUUUAUCGUGUUUCGAAGUGAGAAAAAACAUGGAAGAGAAAACAUUAUUCUUUUUUCGUGAUUUGGAAGAGUUUAAUUCUCAGGAUUUAUACUCUCUUCGAGAAGAAAUACCAUCUGGGAACAACUCGGAGGUUGAUGAUUGUUCUGAUGAUGAGUUACUUCAAGGGAAUGAUGUGGAAAUUGGGAAUGACUUGAUUGACAUAAAUUCUCUCGAUAUCGUUUAUGCGGACGAUCUUUUAGAAAUUGAAAAUUGUGUUGUACAUCAUUCCAAUAAUUCAAUGAAUGUAGCUGCAGAUCAAGAUUUAUGUAGCAGCGAAGAUGGAAUUGAUUUGAAUACUGUCAAGCAAAAAAUUUCACGGAAUAAUACGAUUUGGACAAGUGAAAACUCGUACUGCCCACAAAAUAAAAAAGAGUUCAACGAAUCUUAUGGACUGUUUCAAAAUUUUUUUCAGAAUUUCAUACGAAGUAGAUUUUUGUAUUAGGUUUCAUCAAAAAUAAUAAUAUGAUUUACAUUG